Messenger RNA from Thermothielavioides terrestris NRRL 8126, 660 nucleotides. RefSeq lists its product as uncharacterized. Bases 1 to 660 code for a protein of 219 amino acids. The transcript has 3 exons. The record is from RefSeq and is a predicted model, not a curated record. NCBI's taxonomy places the organism in Eukaryota, Fungi, Ascomycota, Sordariomycetes, Sordariales, Chaetomiaceae.
AUGAGCGUUCCAACUCAACGGUCGGGCAUUCAGUUUGCUUCCGAAGGCGACCACCUUCUGGCAGUUCCGCCGCCGCUAGGACCUGACGCUUUGCGCAUCUCCAUUCUGGUGCGGCUCGAUCAAUACCGCGCGCUGCAUCUCGCUGGCCUGGCUGCCAGCGGUGCCCUGGACGCCUCUAAUCCCGCCCACCAGCGCUCAGUCCAGUUUCGCAUGGUCCAGGGCGCCUUGUCCCGAGAGAUCCAGGAGCUCUCGCGCCUGGCCGCGCAGCUGCAAGCCCGGCUGCUCGCCCGGCGACCAAGGGUGUGGCUCAUUCACGCUUCGCUAGCCGUGGCAAGCCACGCCCUGCUGGCCAGGCUGGUUCCCCUACUCCUGUCGCCUCAGCAGAGCUUGGGGCGGUUCCGGCUGCAGGCAAACAACGUUCGUCAGCCGCUUGUGCUGGGGAUAUCGAACAUCUUCUGCUACCUGCUCCAGUGGUCUGGAUAUCCCAUCGCUGUCUAUAACAUCUUUGCGUCGGAGAAGAGUAUUGCCGAGACGGCCAGAUUUCGCCAGCGCCUUGGAGCGUUGGAGACGGCUGUUCAACAGGGCGUGAAUGUGGAGGCCCCAUUCUGUUUGUCCGAGACAUCCUGGGAGGGUAUUCCCUGGGAUGUAUUGAGGGCCUGA